AUCUCCCGGAUAUUUCCUGGGUGCAUGACCAAACCGCCUCACAAAUGAGUGCUCGACGCUCCCCACCCCGCGUGACAAAAUGGCCCACAGGCCUCGCUUGCGCAUACAAAGUCUGAGCGCAGUCUGCAACCACAUUAAAAUUUUUAUUUCCUGGUGUGAUAACGUUUCAAUUUUGUGUCUCGGAACCGGGCGUAAAUAUGUUCCCAUUGUGAGAAUGUCUGUGUUAAUGUAACUCUGCUCUCUUAUGCAUGACGCAAAUAGUAAGGGAUCAGCGGUAAACGAGGCCACGCAUUGUCUGCCCCCCGCCCUCCCUCUGCUUGUCAGGAAGCAAGCUGAUUGGCCGAGGCCUAGCAAAGGGUGCCCGGGGAUCCAAAACUGCAGGCCGCACUUAGCUUACCGUCAAAAAUAAACCAAAACAAUAACAGACAAAACUGAGAAGGGGGAGAAACACCGAUAGAGUCAGAAGACGACGCUAUCAGAGGGCUUGAUUACCUUGAUGGAAGGAAGCACAUCAGAUAUCCUAUUGGUUGUAUUCUAGGGGUUUUGUCAUCAAAUGUGAAGUCUUUUUUCCAAGCAAAGACAUGGAUCAAGGAGGAGGGGUGUUGGAGCUACACACUCAGGAGCUGAAGAUGCCCCACGCUAUGAUCAUGCAAGACUUUGUUGCAGGAAUGGGGGGUCUGGCUCACAUUGACGGGGAGCACAUUGUGGUGUCUGUGCCCGAGGGUAUGCUUCUUUCUGAUGUGAUGACGGACGAGGGCAUCCUCCUGGAGCAUGAGCUUGAGGUGGAAGGCCUAGAGACUCAGGUGGUCCAAGGCCUAGAGACGGAGGUGGUUGAAGGCCUGGAGACAGAAGUGGUGGAGAGCUUGCAUGCAGAUGUUGAAGGCUUGGAGGCAGAAGUGGUUGAAGGGCUACAGACACAGGUGGUAGAGCUGGAGGCUCAGGUCGUCGAGGGCCUAGAGGGUGAGGUGGAAGUGGAGGGUCUGGAGGCGCACGUGGUGGAGGGCCUGGAAACUGAGGUAGAUGUUGAGGACCUGGAAGCUCACGUUGUUGAGGGUCUUGAGGAAGAGGUGGAAGUGGAGGGUUUAGAAGCUGAGGUUGUUGAAGGCCUGGAGGUAGAUGUGGAAAGUCUGCAGUCUCAAGGGGUUGAGGCCCAUGAAAUUACCACCGAAGACAUGGUGUCCUCAGAACACAGCGUGAUCAUGCCUGAGAACAUUCUGGGCUCAGAGGUUGCAAUAGAGGAGGCUCUGGACCAUCGUCAUCAUCAUCAUCAUCAUGUCCUGACUUCAGACCUCAUCCAGGACUCAAACCACCACCAUGAUGACAUGCCGGACCAGGUGUUUGUGGCAGAACUACUGUCUGAGCACCAGGACAACACUCUGGACCACCAACUUGUGUCAGAGGGCUUGAUGGUGACAGAGGCCAACUCUGAGACUAUAAUCCACGAACAGCUGCCAGCUGAGGCUGUUCCCCUGCAGACAGAUGAGGACGAUGAUGCAAGAAGCAGCUCCGAGGAUUACCUCAUGAUCUCCUUGGAUGAGGUGGGAGAAAAGCUAGACAUAGGAGACACUCCCCUGGAGAUCAGCACUGAGGUGAUGGAAGACAAGGAAUCUAAAGAAGAGGACGGCUCUGAAGUCAUCAAAGUCUACAUUUUCAAAGCUGAAGCAGAUGACGAUUUAGGUGGAACGGAGGUUAUAACAGAGGAUGAUUACCAGAAUGGCCAUCCUGACCUGGAAGCGGCAUCAUCAGGCAGACUGGGAGUUGGCCGUGACAAGAUGGUCUACAUGGCAGUAAAGAACCAUCCAAAAGAAGAAGAGGAUGAUGACGAUGACAGCGAUGAUGAUGACGAUGAUGACAUCGGUAAUACCAUUGAUCAGGUGAAGAAUGGAGCGGCUACACAAUUUCUGCAAAUCCGAGAGGGCCUGGGCGCCAACCGUGUCCUCAAACCUAAAACUAAGAAAAAGAAAAAAGGAGACACACGACAGUGUCAGACUGCUGUUAUCAUCGGACCAGAUGGCAUGCCUUUGACUGUCUACCCCUGCCACAUAUGUGGGAAGAAAUUUCGCUCAAGAGGCUUCCUCAAAUGUCAUAUGAAAAACCACCCGGACCACCUGCUUAAGAAGAAGUACCAGUGUACAGACUGCGACUUUACCACCAACAAAAAGGUCAGUUUCCACAACCACUUGGAGAGUCACAAGCUGCUGAGUCACAACAAUGAGCGCUCUCCAGAGUACACCGAGUACACACGGCGCUACCACGAGUCCAGCCCCCUGGGCUCUGACAAGCUCAUCGUCAAGGACCGGGAGCCCAAACUGCAUCACUGCAAGUACUGCGAUUACGAGACAGCUGAACAGGGCCUGCUCAACCGUCACCUCCUGGCUGUGCACAGUAAGAACUUUGCACAUGUGUGUGUGGAGUGCGCCAAAGGCUUCCGACACCCGUCAGAGCUGAAGAAACACAUGCGGACCCACACAGGCGAGAAGCCGUACCACUGCCCGCACUGCGAGUUCCGCUGUGCAGAUCAGUCCAACCUAAAGACUCACAUCAAGAGCAAGCACGGUGCAGAUCUGCCUUUCAAGUGCAGCCACUGUCCCCAAGCCUACGCGGACGCACGGGAACUCCAGCGUCAUAUAGAGAUGGUGCAAGGCCACAAGACCCACCAGUGCCCACACUGUGAGCACAAGAGCACCAACUCCAGUGACCUGAAACGACACAUUAUCUCUGUUCACACCAAGGACUUCCCUCAUCAGUGUGACGUGUGUGAGAAAGGCUUUCACAGGCCCUCAGAGUUGAAGAAACACGCGGAGACGCACAAAGGCAACAAGGUGCACCAGUGCCGGCAUUGUAACUUCAACGCUCCCGACACCUUCACUUUGAGUCGCCAUAUCCUGUCCUUGCAUACGAAGGACCUCCCCUUUAAGUGCAAGCGCUGCCGGCGAGGCUUCCGGCAGCCCGCUGAGCUGAAGAAGCACAUGAAGACGCACAGUGGUAGAAAGGUUUAUCAGUGCCAGUAUUGUGAGUAUAACAGUACGGACGCUUCUGGCUUCAAGCGCCACGUCAUCUCCAUUCACACCAAGGACUACCCCCACCGCUGCGACUACUGCACCAAGGGCUUUAGGAGGCCUUCGGAGAAGAGCCAGCACAUAGCCAGGCAUCACAAAGACAUGUUGAUGUAACGCCAUCGCACACACAAACACACUCCUCUUUCCCGAGUAAAUCUGUGUCACACACCCAGAGGUAAUUUUAGUGUAUUAACAAAGAAAUGACGGAUGUAUGGUGUUGAUGAAGACGACAACAUUAUAAUUGCCGUUCUGUGUUCUGUGUCGUAAUGGGUGUAAACCUCCUCCCCCAGGGGUAAUGCAAGAACACAUUUUAGAUGGGGGUGAAGUCUAAAAAAGACGGUGUGUACACUGAGUGGGACAGCUGUAAAUUGUGUUUUGUUUUGUUGCAGAAUCACAUAUGAACAUAUAUUCAGGGUCUCAAAUGUCUAUAUUUUUAUACCCACUCAGCUGAAAUGCUGCAAGAUGAUGACUGUGUCCUGUAAAACAGAAAGUGGUGCUUUGUGAACGUCAUGCCAGUUCUUCAGAUGAGGUGGAACGAGUACCAGAGAAGUUUUGCCCUCAUAGUACCAACUAGUAUCUCUUUUCCUUAUUAACCAGCUUUUACCCUGACAUUUGUUUUCAAUGUCAUCUGGUCUUAAAGGGGCAGGGCCAUUCAUGAGAUCAUAAAUGGUUUUGAGCAAUGUUGACACGCAUUACGCACCUUAAAAACUUAUUUCAGUAAAUCUAACACUUGACCUUUCCAUCACUUUGGAUUUUUCUACCAAGUCUGAACACUUGGUGUUACAUUAAAUUAAUCAUGUAUAAUAUAGGCUAUAUUCUGUUAAAUAUGUCUUAAAAGUUGAAUCAGUCUGGUCUGAUCAGCAGUGUCUAACAACGAGGAGAAGCGGUGCAGUUGGUAUUUUAGUAGAAUAUCCCUUUAGUGUACACAACACAUGUUGACACAGAAAUCUGCUAUUAUAUCUGCUAUGAUGGUUCCGAUUGUUCACAUGUCACAAGAACUCGACAGAUGGUUGGCUUCACAUUUGAUUCUCCCUGUAUUGGUUACAUCUGACGGCCACUGUAAGUUGCGUAUGUGUGACGUUACCUAUGACACAGAUGUGCUCUCAGCUAACCAUUUGCAAUCAUGCCUUACAUCUGUUGGUCUUUAUCCCUUAAGCACUGAUGAACACAGCUAAUCAGAAAAUAAGUGAUUUUUAACUCUCAAACAUGCUGUAUCAAUACCAUUCUCUCAGAGAUUGUGUGUUUGAGUCCGUGGAAAGCACUUUAAUAACUUUUUUUUUGUAUUUUAAUUACGUGUGUACAUAUAUAUAUAUAGAUAUAUACAUAUAUCUGUAUAUAUAUCUAUAUAUAUCUAUAUAUAUAUAAACCCUAGAAGAUAAACAAUUACAGAGCUUUGUGAGUUGGUAAAGGUAAAGAUUGUUUUGAGUGUUCUAGCAAGUGGGCACGAUCCAUCACUGCAUCAAAACUGAAUUGUCAUUGAAAGUGGUGGGUGAAACCAUUUAUUGUUUUGUUCUAUGGAUAAGUGAUUGGGUUUUGUGUUUUGUUUGUGCUCACUAACAAGUUUCCCAGACCCUCGUCCUACAGUCCUAAAUAACUCCACCCAAUCCCAUACACGGGAUUAUCCCCUUCAAGUCAGUGGUCAUCAUAUUGGCAUUAGUCUUUAAAGUAUGCACAUAUGCUGUCUCCAUGAAAUUAAUUGUGGUAUAUAUUAAAAAUCCCUGCAUUUCGUGUACCUUAGUCUAUAUUUUCUUUCAGUCUGAUUGUGGAUAAACUACUGGUGGGGAAGAACCAAAAUAAACAAUUAUCUUUUUA
This is a messenger RNA of Epinephelus moara (kelp grouper), 4871 nucleotides long. It is a transcript of the gene znf711, whose product is annotated as zinc finger protein 711. The coding region runs from base 582 to 3173 and encodes 863 amino acids. Gene Ontology annotation, biological process: regulation of transcription by RNA polymerase II. NCBI's taxonomy places the organism in Eukaryota, Metazoa, Chordata, Actinopteri, Perciformes, Serranidae. Gene Ontology annotation, cellular component: nucleus. The transcript is spliced from 8 exons. The record is from RefSeq and is a predicted model, not a curated record. Gene Ontology annotation, molecular function: DNA-binding transcription factor activity, RNA polymerase II-specific; RNA polymerase II transcription regulatory region sequence-specific DNA binding; metal ion binding.